AUGGCCUCUAUUAUGGAUGAAGACGAAAAACAACAACAAAAUUUAACUGACACUGUUUUAGCACGUAAAAAUGCUGAAUUAAAAGUUGAACGAUUUUUAGAGCUUACUCAUUCUCAUCUGAAUCGUUUACCACUAUUAAAACGCCAAUUGAAUGAUAUAAAUCGUUUACAAAAAUUUGAUUUGUACGUAUCAAAAUUAAACGAUAUUGACAAAAUUAUUUAUGAAUUAGUACAAUGUAUACGUAACAUUGAAUUGUUUCAACAACAUUUGAGUGUACAUGAUCGAGAGAAACUAGAUCGUCAAAUCCAUUUGUUACGUUCACAAAUUGAUCGUGAAGUCAAUGACUUUCAUACGUUGAGAGAAGAAGCAUCAAACAAUAUUAAUGAAGUUACCGAACAGCAAGAACAACAAGAACAACAGCAAGAGCAGUUAGUAAUAACAUCAUCGGAAGGCGAACAAACACUUCGUCAUCGUCAUCCGUUACAGUCAGAUGAACAACAACGUCUAACAGAGUCUUAUGACAUGUUAGAACAGGAUCUUCAAACUUUAAAAGAAACAUUUAACGAAGUAGCUCUUCUUGUACAAAAACAAAAAUAUUCAGUUGACAAUACACAAAAUAUUUUGAAUACGGCAACAGCAAGAAUUAAAAGUGCAUCGUCAUUGUUACAUAAAGCUGUUCAAAAUCGUUAUGUAACAAUUGCGUCGGGAGCUUGUCUCGGUUCACUUGUUGGAGGACCGGUGGGUUUUAUGGCAGGAAUAAAAAUCGGUGCAUUAGCCGCGAUGACUGGAUCAGCGUUGGGUGCUCUAUCCGUUAAUUUGAUCCGAAAACGUUAUGUUAGUGAACAGAACAAUUCUAUGAAUGAAUCGCAAGCUUAUGACCAAGCUAUGCUAUAA
Messenger RNA from Didymodactylos carnosus, 894 nucleotides. The record is from the annotation of a GenBank genome assembly. NCBI's taxonomy places the organism in Eukaryota, Metazoa, Rotifera, Eurotatoria, Philodinida, Philodinidae.